AUGGCGGAUGUCAAUGGUGACGCUUCCAAAUCUAGCAGCAGAAAAAAACAACAGGAAAAUGGGGCAGUAACGUCAGCUGUGAGCCCAAGCUCCAGUUCUUCUUCUAUUCAGAACCCAACACCUGCUGCACUGCUCCGGCCAUCUGCCCCUGCUAAAUUGCGAAAAGACUUCUUUCUUUUCUUUCCUUUUUCUUUUACUUUUUACUUGUUCUUUUUUUUCUUUUCCUUUCUUUUUCUUUUCCCUUUGUCUAUCUUUUUUCUCUCUUUCUUUGUCUAUCUUUUUUCUCUCUUUCUUUGUCUAUCUUUUUUCUCUCUUUCUCUGUCUAUCUUUUUUCUCUCUUUCUCUGUCUAUCUUUUUUCUCUCUUUCUCUGUUGUAUCUUUUUUCUCUCUUUCUCUGUUGUAUCUUUUUUCUCUCUUUCUCUGUUGUAUCUUUUUUCUCUCUUUCUCUGUUGUAUCUUUUUUUCUCUCUUUCUCUGUUGUAUCUUUUUUCUCUCUUUCUCUGUCUAUCUUUUUUCUCUCUUUCUCUGUCUAUCUUUUUUCUCUCUUUCUCUGUUGUUUUUUCUCUCUUUCUCUGUUGUAUCUUUUUCUCUCUUUCUCUGUUGUAUCUUUUUUCUCUCUUUCUCUGUUGUAUCUUUUUCUCUCUUUCUCUGUUGUCUUUUUUCUCUCUUUCUCUGUUAUCUAUCUUUCUCUCUUUCUCUGUCUAUCUUUUUUCUCUCUUUCUCUGUUGUAUCUUUUUUCUCUCUUUCUCUGUUGUAUCUUUUUUCUCUCUUUCUCUGUUGUAUCUUUUUUUCUCUCUUUCUCUGUCUAUCUUUUUUCUCUCUUUCUCUGUCUAUCUUUUUUUCUCUCUUUCUCUGUUGUAUCUUUUUUCUCUCUUUCUCUGUUGUAUCUUUUUUUCUCUCUUUCUCUGUUGUAUCUUUUUUCUCUCUUUCUCUGUUGUAUCUUUUUUCUCUCUUUCUCUGUUGUAUCUUUUUUCUCUCUUUCUCUGUUGUAUCUUUUUUUCUCUCUUUCUCUGUCUAUCUUUUUUCUCUUUCUCUGUCUAUCUUUUUCUCUCUUUCUCUGUUGUAUCUUUUUUUCUCUCUUUCUGUUGUAUCUUUUUCUCUCUUUCUCUGUUGUAUCUUUUUCUCUCUUUUUCUCUUGUAUCUUUUUUCUCUUUUCUCUGUCUAUCUUUUUUCUCUCUUUCUCUGUCUAUCUUUUUUCUCUCUUUCUCUGUUGUAUCUUUUUUUCUCUCUUUCUCUGUUGUAUCUUUUUUCUCUCUUUCUCUGUUGUAUCUUUUUCUCUCUUUCUUGUGUAUCUUUUUUUCUCUUUUCUCUGUUGUAUCUUUUUUUUCUUUCUAUUUUUUUCUCUCUUUCUCUGUUAUCUUUUUUCUCUCUUUCUCUGUUGUAUCUUUUUUCUCUUUUCUCUGUUGUAUCUUUUUUCUCUCUUUCUCUUUGUAUCUUUUUCUUUUUCUCUGUUGUAUCUUUUUUUCUUUGUCUAUCUUUUUCUCUUUUCUCUGUCUAUCUUUUUCUCUCUUUCUCUGUCUAUCUUUUUCUCUCUUUCUCUGUUUCUUUUUUCUCUCUUUCUCUGUUGUAUCUUUUUUCUCUUUCUCUUUGUAUCUUUUUUUUUCUCUUUCUCUCUCUAUUCUCUUUCUCUGUCUAUCUUUUUCUCUCUUUCUGUCUAUCUUUUUCUCUCUCUUUCUCUGUCUAUCUUUUUCUCUCUUUCUCUGUUGUAUCUUUUUUCUCUCUUUCUCUGUCUAUUUUCUCUUUCUCUGUUGUAUCUUUUUUCUCUUUUCUUUGCUAUCUUUUUUCUUCUUUCUGUCUAUCUUUUUUUCUUUUUCUGUUGUAUCUUUUUUCUCUCUUUCUCUGUCUAUCUUUUUCUCUUUCUCUGUCUAUCUUUUUCUCUUUUCUCUGUUGUAUUUUUUUCUCUCUUUCUCUUUCUCUUUCUUUGUAUCUCUUUCUCUUCUUGUUGUAUCUUUUUUCUCUCUCUUUUUUCUCUCUUUCUCUGUCUAUCUUUUUCUCUCUUUCUCUUCUAUCUUUUCUCUCUUUCUCUGUCUAUCUUUUUCUCUUUUCUCUUUCUUUUUGUUUCUCUCUCUGUUCUUUUUUUUUCUUUCUCUGUCUAUCUUUUUCUCUUUCUCUGUUGUAUCUUUUUUUUCUCUCUUUCUCUGUUGUAUCUUUUUCUCUCUUUCUCUGUUGUUCUUUUUUCUCUCUUUCUCUGUCUAUCUCUUUUUUCUCUUUCUCUGUUGUAUCUUUUUCUCUCUUUCUCUGUUGUAUCUUUUUUCUUUUCUCUGUUGUAUCUUUUUUCUCUCUUUCUCUGUUGUAUCUUUUUCUCUCUUUCUCUGUUGUAUCUUUUUCUCUCUUUCUCUGUUGUUUUUUUCUCUCUUUCUCUGUUGUAUCUUUUUCUCUCUUUCUCUGUUGUAUCUUUUUUCUCUUUCUCUGUUGUAUCUUUUUCUCUCUGUUGUAUCUUUUUUUCUCUUUCUCUGUUGUAUCUUUUUUCUCUUUUCUCUCUUUUUUCUCUCUUUCUCUGUUGUAUCUUUUUUUCUCUUUCUCUGUUGUAUCUUUUUUUUUCUCUUUCUCUCUUUUUUCUCUCUUUCUCUGUUGUAUCUUUUUUCUCUCUUUCUCUGUUGUAUCUUUUUCUCUUUUUCUCUGUUGUAUCUUUUUUUUCUUUUCUCUGUCUAUCUUUUUCUCUCUUUCUCUAUUUGUAUCUUUUUUUUCUCUCUUUCUCUGUUGUAUUUUUUUUCUCUUUUUCUGUUGUAUCUUUUUUCUCUCUUUCUCUGUCUAUCUUUUUUUCUUUCUCUGUCUAUCUUUUUCUCUCUUUCUCUGUUCUCCAGAAUUGCCAGCCUUUGAACGGCGCAAUUGGUUGAUCCACCUGCAUUAUGUAAGGAAAGAUUUUGAAACCUGUAAGCUCUUAAUCAAAGAGCAGCUAACAGAUACUGGAGGCUUGUGUGAAUUUGCUCUUUACGUGGAUGCCCUGAUUCUCCGACAAGAAGGUAAAAUCCAGGAAUCUCUGGAUUUGUUCCAGAACUGUGUUUACUUGAAUCCUCAGAGUGCGGACAACCUAAAACAAGUAGCAAGAUCACUCUUCCUCCUGGCCCGUCAUAAGGCGGCUAUUGACGUUUACCAAGAAGCAGCCAAAUUCAACCAAAAUGACUGGGAAAUUGCUCACAAUGUGGGCGUGUGUUAUAUGCAUUUAAAAGAUUAUGAAAAGGCCAAGGACUUCUUGCAGCAAGCAAUUACUCACAAACACCAUGAAAUCUCUUUCAUCAUGUUGGGGAAAGUGCACAUGUUGGAGAAGAACACUGAGCAAGCAAUUGAGGUGUUGACGAAAGCCGUAGAAAUUUUCCCAGAGAAUCCAGAUCUCUUAACUUCCCUCGGACUUCUGUAUAUGGAGAUGGGCCACUUUCAGAAAGCUUGUGAGAGUUUAGGGAAUGCUAUGACCUUUGACCCCACCCAUGUAAAGGCAAUCGUUGCUGCUGGUAGCAUGAUGCAAAGACAUGGAGAUUAUGACGUCGCCCUAACCAAGUAUCGAAUCGCAGCCAACAGUAUGCCUGAGAGUGCCACUUUAUGGAAUAAUAUUGCAAUGUGUUUUUUCGGCAAGAAUAAAUACAUUGCUGCCAUUUGUUGUUUAAAACGAGCAAACUACCUGUCUCCAUUUGACACCAAAGUGUUAUACAACCUGGGACUGGUUCACUUACAUAUGCAGCAGUAUGCAUCUGCAUUUCAUUUUCUCAGCUCCAUGUUAAGCUACAAGCCAAAAGAUCCUCAGGUGUUUAUGAUGCUGGCAAUCUGUUUGACGUACCUCGAUGAUCCUGAUAAUGCAAGAAAAGCUUAUGAACAGUCUCUUUUACUUGAUCAAAACGAUCCAACUGUGUAUCUGAAUUAUGCCGUUUUCUUGUAUAAUCAAAAUCAUCGACAGGAAGCUGUCAAAACGUUUACUUUGUUUGAACAGAAAAAGACAACCUUCAUUAACAAAGGUGGCGUUAUUGACCAAGAGCUUAUUGAAAUGGCUUCCCGUCUUGGCCCUGUUUUGCAAGUGGGUGAGAAUUUGGUAUGGAAGAAACCAGAAGCAGAGAAGAAAGCCAAACCGCAGACAAAUACAUAUGUCUUCAAGAGUAAAUCUGACGGAAAAAUAACAAGCAGCAGUAAACUGUCCACGGCUCCCAUUGCUACUCCCUCAGACUCUCAGCUCCACUCCAGUAUUACAAACAAAACCCCAAAUCCAGAACAACUCAACAUCCUCAGCCCGAGACAUGCAAUAAGAAAAGCUGGUAACCUGCCUCCCUUGUUGUCAGGCGCCCAACUCCUUCCUACUGAAAAUUUACUUUGUCUGUCUAUCUAUCUAUCUAUCUAUCUAUCUAUCUAUCUAUCUAUCUAUCUAUUAUCCUCCUUUGUCUAUUUAUCUAGUAUUCUCAUCUAUCUCUCUAUCUAUCUAUCUGUCUAUCUAUCUCAUUCUGUUUGUAUCUAUCUAUCUAUCUAUCUAUCUAUCUAUCUAUCUAUCUAUCUAUCUAUCUAG
This is a messenger RNA of Acanthosepion pharaonis, 4485 nucleotides long. The record is from the annotation of a GenBank genome assembly. Lineage: Eukaryota; Metazoa; Mollusca; Cephalopoda; Sepiida; Sepiidae.